Messenger RNA from Striga asiatica, 423 nucleotides. The record is from the annotation of a GenBank genome assembly. Lineage: Eukaryota; Viridiplantae; Streptophyta; Magnoliopsida; Lamiales; Orobanchaceae.
AUGCGUCCUCGCAACAAGCCCUUGUCGAGGAAACCUCAGACCCGAACCCCUCCGAUCAGCCAUAUACGAGAGCUUCAAGGCCACUGCGCUUCCACCGCCGAGAUCCACUCUCCCCGCAGCCUAGACGUAAGCAGCCGUGACCCGCUUUCCGACAAUUACCCAUCAUCCCCGAGUAGUGCAACCGUCCGCGCGAGGAGGAGCAGCGCCGUUCGUCCUCCGAGCAGUCCUUCCAUGAGCCGCCGACGAUUCUCCGAGCGAACAGUCCACCAUCACGGGCCCAGCCGAGUCGAGUUCCUUACAGCAGCACCGUCCGCCAUCACCGCCGAUGACUCAGUCCGUGAGUCGGCUGCCGUUCGACGUCGCAACCUGACCGUUCGUCUCCGAGAAGUUCGUCGCAGCAGCAGGGACCUGUCCGCACUUUAG